AAAUAAAUGAAAAUCGAGUGUAUCCAGAGACCGCUCUAAAGCAAUACAACGCAUCAUCUUCCCACAGUAAAGAUGGCUACGCCGUGAGUAAGUUACAAGCAACUGCACUUCCGCAAUUUUCCAGCGCCCUGGUCCAAGAUGGCGGACGAAGCCACCCGGCGGGUCGUGUCUGAGAUCCCGGUGCUGAAGACUAACGCCGGACCCCGAGAUCGGGAACUGUGGGUGCAGCGACUGAAGGAGGAAUAUCAGUCCCUUAUCCGGUAUGUGGAGAACAACAAGAAUUCGGACAACGAUUGGUUCCGACUGGAGUCCAACAAGGAAGGGACCCGGUGGUUUGGAAAAUGCUGGUACAUCCAUGACCUCCUCAAAUAUGAGUUUGACAUCGAGUUUGAAAUUCCUAUCACAUAUCCCACGACUGCUCCAGAAAUUGCAGUCCCUGAGCUGGAUGGGAAGACAGCGAAGAUGUACAGGGGUGGCAAAAUAUGUCUGACUGAUCAUUUCAAACCUUUGUGGGCCAGGAAUGUGCCCAAGUUUGGACUAGCUCAUCUCAUGGCUCUGGGGCUGGGUCCUUGGCUGGCAGUGGAAGUCCCUGAUCUGAUUCAGAAGGGUGUGAUCCAGCACAAAGAAAAAAGCAGCCAAUGAAGGAUGAAGCCUCUGAGGCAGGACAGAGGGACUGUCUGCCGCUAGGCUCUAUUCCUGUUUGCCUCUGAGGCAGGACAGAGGGACUGUCUGUCCCUAGGAUCUAUUCCUGUUUUCUCCCUUCUCAUGAUUCCUUCACGGGUCACCUCUGGCUGUUACAAAGUAGCUGGAGGGACAAAUAAGAAAACCCAACAAUAGGGCAAGGUCACAAAGUUUCUAAGUGAAGCUGUACAGAGAGGUGAAAGAUUUGGGCCUUGAAAUAGGCAACUUGUAUCCCUUCUCCAAGUGGAGCCCUGGAGGCAUUUUGGAGGCAUGGGAUGUAACUGACAGCAUGCAGCUUUUUGGUUUCUGGAGACAACCUGUCAAUAAAAGCUGCUUCCCGUGGUA
Molecule: messenger RNA, 1026 nt
Organism: Mastomys coucha (southern multimammate mouse)
Lineage: Eukaryota; Metazoa; Chordata; Mammalia; Rodentia; Muridae
Gene: Ufc1
Product: ubiquitin-fold modifier conjugating enzyme 1
Exons: 6
Coding region: 139-642 (167 amino acids)
Biological process (GO): protein K69-linked ufmylation
Cellular component (GO): cytoplasm
Molecular function (GO): UFM1 conjugating enzyme activity
Source: RefSeq, a predicted model, not a curated record